Molecule: messenger RNA, 1071 nt
Organism: Phanerochaete carnosa HHB-10118-sp
Lineage: Eukaryota; Fungi; Basidiomycota; Agaricomycetes; Polyporales; Phanerochaetaceae
Product: glycosyltransferase family 8 protein
Exons: 3
Coding region: 1-1071 (356 amino acids)
Molecular function (GO): glycosyltransferase activity
Source: RefSeq, a predicted model, not a curated record
AUGCCCCUAGGCCUCUCUCGUUGCCUUCCUAGACACCGCUCUUACAUCUUACUUGAACCGCUGGAAGGUUCUCAGCCGCAAAAGCCCGGCCUUUUUCACAUUGUACUUGCCAGCACAUUCGUCAUAUCCGUCGUCUUGAACCUCGUCUACCUGCUCAGAAUUACACACGCCCCACCUUCGCCGUUGAACGACUAUCAGCAGCUAAAAAAUGCCCCGUUUCUCAACACAUCAGCAGUACCACCUCCGUCCGAAGAUGCCUGGCGCGGCGCGGCGAUCGUUACCACUAUCUUCUCCGACUCUUACGCCCCUGCUGUUGCAACACUUGGCCACUCCCUGCGCAGGGUGAAUACCUCUGCCCGUCUCGUCCUCCUCUACCUCCCAUCGAAGGUGUCCCCAAAGGCCCUGUGUCUCGCUACAUCCUCCGGCUUUGUCGCCCACCCCAUCGAACGCAUUCCGCCACCUGCAGACGGCCGCGGCAUGAACCAGCACUUCAUAGACCAGUACACGAAACUCAGACUUUGGUCGCUCGACACGCUGUCCGAACCAAUCACCAGCCUGGUAUACAUCGACAGCGACACCCUCGUCCUGCACAACUUCGACGAGCUCUUCUCUCUGCCGUAUAAUUUCGCGGCGCGGCUUCACGCUCGCCUUCAACGCCGGCGUCCUCUUCUCCGGCCGGACAGCAGGGUCUUCGACUCCCUGCGCGCGGCCCUCAACAUCGCACGGUACCCGCCCGAGUACGCCGAGCAGGCGUUCUUGAAUCAGUACUUUGCAACCGACGCCCUGCGCCUGCCGCUCGCGUACAACGGGAACAUCGCCAUCAAACGGCGCGCGCCAGAGGUGUGGGACAGCCUCCAGGGCGAGAUGCGCAUCAUACAUUACACUCUCACCAAGCCGUUCAUCUCGCACAGCUGGAAGGACGUGCCGCUCGACCGGAUCGAGGAGCGCGUGCGCAAGGCGGCGACGGAGAACGGAGGGCUGUACAGAGAGGAGAUGCUGCAGUGGGGCGACAUGUGGCGGGAGACGCGGAGAGUGUAUGCGGAUAGGCUUCGGGAGUGCACGGUUUAUUGA